Molecule: messenger RNA, 860 nt
Organism: Solanum dulcamara
Lineage: Eukaryota; Viridiplantae; Streptophyta; Magnoliopsida; Solanales; Solanaceae
Product: universal stress protein PHOS34
Exons: 4
Coding region: 149-634 (161 amino acids)
Source: RefSeq, a predicted model, not a curated record
AACAAACCGAUAAUAAAACCUUUAUAUUUCGUGUUCAAAUAGCUCACUUUUACUUUGCUUUUUUUCCAUCAAAUAUCUUAAACAAAUAUUUUAUUUUAUUUUUCAAAAAUAAAAAAAGAGAGAGUUUUGAAUUUCAAGAACAGGAAAUAUGGGAGAGGAAAAAUCAGUGAUGGUGUUUGGAAUAGAAGAUAAUCAACAUAGUUUUUAUGCAUUAGAAUGGACUUUAGAUCAUUUUUUUACUAAUUAUAAUACUAAUUCUGAUUUUAAACUUGUAUUAGUUCAUGCUAAGCCAACUCCUGCUUCUAUCAUUGGUCUUGCUGCUGGUCCUGGGAGUGUGGAAGCUUUUUCAGCCAUAGAGGCUAAUUUAAAGAAAAUUGCCGCAAGGGUUGCGGAGAAAGCUAUGGAGAUAUGCAAAGCAAAAUCUGUGAAUGAUGCUGUAGUUGAGGUUGUGGAAGGUGAUGCUAGGCAUGUCCUUUGUGAAGCUGUAGAGAAAUUUCAUGCCUCUGUUUUAGUUGUGGGUUGUCAUGGUUAUGGAGUUAUAAAGAGGACUGUUUUGGGUAGUGUAAGUGACCACUGUGCCCAUCAUGCCCACUGCAGUGUGAUGAUUGUGAAGAAGCCAAAGAUUAAAUCUUGAAUUGUUUCUUGGUAUUUGAUUAUUGUCCAAGUGAAUAAAUUUUAGAGAUUACAAAUAUGUGAUCAAUAUCAUCAACUCCAGGAGGAAAGGAAACUGUGUAUUUCUUUGAUUUCUGGACUCAGUUGAUUUGUAGUUGUUGUGUAAGAUGUUGCAAAAAUACUUCAGUCUUGUGUAGUGAAUCACAAUGUAAUGUAUGAAAUAAGAGAAAAAUGAGAGUUUUCCCUUU